AUGUCUGAAACGACUUCAAUACCACCCAAUCCCUUCAAGCCACCGCGUCGUAUCGUCACUGGCCAUACUCCCGAUGGGAAGAGCACCACCAUUUUCGAUGGGGAAGUUUCCAGUGCCCCCAACGUUGGCACGAGAUUCUGGGUCACUAAAGGAUGGCCAACAGAUAAUUCGGGAGAUAACAAAGACUUGAGAGAUGAAAGUCCGGAUCGUGCUGGUAUCUUCCAGACUAAUGGGACAAAUUUUCUUGCCCAGGACGUCCCCCCGGGUGCCAUCGUUCCAAUGCACCGAACGAGUACUCUUGACUAUGGUAUUCUGAUAUCAGGAGAACUGACGCUGGUUCUUGAGGAUGGUCCUCCCCUAACAUUGUCUGAACCGGGAACUGUCUUUGUCCAAAGAGGGACCGCACACCAGUGGGAGAAUCGUGGUCCUGACUGGGUCAGAGUCAUCUUCGUCAUCCUCGAUGCUAAACCUUUCGCCUACACGAAUGCAGAUGGAGCGCAGGUGACGCUGGAGGAGUACCACUCGUGGUCGAAAGCCCCUACUUAACGUAUAUGUAGAUCACUCUUUUGUAACACACAUCGAUCUUGUUCUCAUGGUGGCAAAGCGGUUGACUAGGUUAAUCCCAUCUGUAACUUAUAUGGACAAGGGCGGUAGGCAUGCAGAUGCUCCGUUAUAUUAUCAAACACAUACCGAUAUUUUCAUGGAGGC
Molecule: messenger RNA, 708 nt
Organism: Cantharellus anzutake
Lineage: Eukaryota; Fungi; Basidiomycota; Agaricomycetes; Cantharellales; Hydnaceae
Exons: 4
Coding region: 1-546 (181 amino acids)
Source: RefSeq, a predicted model, not a curated record